CUUCUUCAUCAUCCUCCUCCAGCCUUCAGCUCAUCGCAUCCUUUUUUCAGCAGCAUCGACAUAAUGAGGCUUUCUCCAGCGGAGGGUGUAUAACCAAAAAUAUGUGGAUUCCUACAGAGGAGGAGAAAAUCGGAGUUGUGAUCUGCAACUUCCGGUCGUCAAUAUGUCAGGCCCUGGUCCUGGAGAUCGGGGAGACUGUACAGAUUCUGGAGAAGAGCGAAGGUUGGUACCGAGGCUUUUCCUCAAAGAAGCCUUCUAUUAAGGGUAUUUUCCCGGUCAGCUAUGUCCACGUGAAGAAAUCCACAGUGACCAACAGAGGGUUGUGUGAGACAGUGGUGCCCCUGGAGGACCCUAUUAUCACAGAGACCACCUCCACUCUGCAGGAAUGGGGCGUUCUCUGGAAGCAGCUCUAUGUGAAACACAAGGUGGAUCUGUUCCACAAGCUCCGCCACGUGAUGAACGAACUCAUCGACCUGCGUCGGCAGCUUAUCCAGGGUCACCUCGCACAGGACCAGACGCGAGAGAUCAAGCGGCACAUCACCGUACGGCUUGACUGGGGCAACGAGCACCUUGGUUUAGACCUUGUUCCCAGGAAAGAGUUUGAAAUGGUGGAUCCAGAACAGAUCAGUGUAUCGGAGCUAUACAAACUGCACGUAUCCAGCAGACACUGUGGUCAGCAAAGCACAAAUCAGAGCGACAGCAUGAGACAGCGCCAUGGCGACGGUUGCCGUGUCCCUGUGUUGCACCACCUCUUCAUUAAUCUGAAGAGCUUUACUUACAACAGCAUCAGCGAGGAUGCAGACGUUUUCUUCUCUCUGUAUGACUCUCGCGAGGCCAAACAGAUCAGCGAGAAGUUCAUGGUGAAACUGAACAAAAAUGGAGGACCAAAGAAUCCAGAGAAGGUCGAUCGUCUGUGUGCUCUCUUCACGGACCUGAGCAGUAAAGACUUGAAGAGAGAACUCUACAUUGUUGCACAUGUCAUAAGGACCGGUCGUAUGCUGCUGAACGAUUCAAAGAAAGGCCCCCCUCAUGUGCAGUACAGACGACCCUAUGGCUGCGCUGUUUUGGCCAUGAGCGAUGUUUUCCACACUAUCACGGACCUCAAAGAAGAGAAGGACUUUGUCCUCAAAGUUUAUACGUGUAACAAUGAGAAUGAGUGGUACCAAAUACAUGAGAACAUCAUCCGCAAGUCCAACACCAAGUACUCAGCUCCCAGCACCAACUAUGGCCUCAUCAUUUCCCUGCAGCUGCUGCGUGGCGAGCUCGACCAGAUCAGACGGGAGAACCAGGCCGUGUUCAACAGAGCCCUGGCACUCACACGCAAACUGGGUUUCCCUGAUGUCAUCCUGCCAGGUGACACACGCAAUGACCUCUACCUGACCCUUGAGCGAGGGGAGUUUGAAAGGGGAGGCAAAAGCGUCCAGAAGAACAUUGAAGUCACGCUCUACGUGCUGUAUGCUGACGGGGACACUCUCAAAGACUGCAUCAGUUUGGGCAGUGGGGAGCCCAGCUCCAGUGAAUAUCGCUCUUUUGUCCUCUACCACAACAACAGCCCUCGCUGGAGUGAGAUGGUGAAGCUGCCCAUUCCCAUAGAUCGUUUCCGAGGGUCCCACCUACGCUUCGAGUUCAGACACUGCUCCACUAAGGACAAAGGGGAGAAAAAACUGUUUGGCUUUGCCUUUACACCUCUGAUGAGAGAGGAUGGGACCACACUGUCAGAUGAGAGCCAUGAGCUGUAUGUGUACAAGUGUGAUGAAAAUGCCACUUUCAGUAACCAGGGACUUUACCUGAGUCUGCCCUGUUGUAAAGAGGACUUCAACAGCUGUCCCAACCUGCCAGCCAACCUACCCUUCCAGAGGAGCCCCAAAGAGGUCUUCUGGGUCUCCACCAUACUGUGCUCCACCAAACUCACACAGAAUGUCGACCUUCUGGCUCUCCUGAACUGGAAGGCUCAUCCCGACAGGGUGUUGGAUAUCCUUGGUCGACUGCGUCAAAUCAGCGGAGAGGAGAUUGUCAAGUUCUUGCGAGAUGUCCUGGAUACACUCUUCUGUCUUUUAGAUGACAACACAGAUAAAUACGGCCCACUGGUUUUUCAGUCACUGGUGUUCAUCAUUAACCUACUCAGGGACAGCCGUUUCUACCACUUCAGACCUGUCAUGGACGCUUACAUCCAAAACCACUUUGCUGGAGCUUUGGCAUACAAAGAGCUGAUUCGAUGUCUGAAAUGGUACAUGGACCGCUCGGCCGAGGUCAUCCGACAGGACCACAUCCAGGAGGCCAUGAGGGCUCUGGAGUACCUGUUCAAAUUCAUCGUCCAAUCUCGUAUUCUGUACUCGAGAGCCACCUGUGGGAUGGAGGAGGAGCAGUUCAGAGCGAGCAUACAGGAGCUCUUCCAGUCCAUACGCUUCGUCCUCAGCCUGGACAGCCGCAGCUCAGAGAAUCUGGUGUUCACACAGGCUGCGUUGUUGAACAGUUUCCCCGACAUCUUUGACGAGCUGCUGCAGAUGUUCACCGUUCAGGAAGUAGCGGAAUAUGUCAGGGGGACACUGGGGAGCAUGCCCAGUACAGUGGACAUUGGACAGUCCAUGGAUGUCGUCAAACUGCAGUCCAUCGCUCGCACAGUCGAGAGCCGCCUCUUCUUCUUCCCCGAGUCGCGUAGUAUUUUGCUGCCGGUGGUUCUGCAUCAUAUCCACCUGCAUCUGCGCCAGCAGAGGGAGCUGCUCAUCUGUUCUGGGAUCCUCAGCAGCAUCUUUUCUAUUAUCAAGACAAGCUCAGUGGAAUCUUCAGUUCAGGAGGAGGUGGAGAUGAUGGUGGAGAGUCUUCUGGACGUGUUGCUGCAGACGCUGCUGUCCAUCAUGAGCAAGUCUCAUUCUGUGGAAACGUCCAGAGGACAGCGCUGUCCCCAGUGCACUGCCGAGAUAACAGGAGAGUAUGUUUCCUGUCUCCUCUCUCUCCUCCAACAAAUGACAGAGAUCCACUUUCACCAUUUACUGAACAACUUCCACAGCAAAGAGGAGCUGAAGGAGUUCCUACUGAAGAUCUUCUGUGUGUUUCGCAAUCUAAUGAAACUGACUAUCUUCCCCCGAGACUGGAGUGUCAUGAGGCUUCUAACUAGUCACACCAUCGUAGUGACAACACAGUUCCUGUCUCCGGCGCUGCACAAGAACUUCUCAGAGGCCGAUUUUGAUUUCAAGGUGUGGAACUCCUUUUUCAGUCUCACUGUUCUAUACAUCAACCAGCCCAGUCUGCAGCUGGAGGCACUCGGUCCUGCUAAGAGAAAGAAAGUCCUUGACAAACAUGGAGACAUGAGAGUGAUGAUGGCAUAUGAGCUCUUCAGCAUGUGGCAAAAAUUAGGUGACAACAAGCCCCACUUCAUCCCAGGAAUGAUGGGACCCUUCCUGGGAGUCACUCUCGUCCCUCAAACCGAGGUCCGAAACAUCAUGAUCCCGAUUUUCCACGACAUGAUGGACUGGGAGCAGAGGAAAAAUGGCAACUUCAAACAGGUGGAAGCGGAGCUGAUGGACAAGCUGGACAGCAUGGUAUCAGAUGGGAAAGGCGAUGAUAAUCACAGAGAGCUCUUCAGCCUUUUAACACAGCUGUUUGGUCCUUACCCAAGCCUUCUGGAGAAAAUAGAGCAGGAGACCUGGAGAGAGACGGGGAUCUCGUUUGUCACAUCAGUCACAAGACUUGUUGAGCGGUUACUGGAUUACAGGGACUGCAUGAAAGGAGAUGAGAUGGAGAACAAGAAAAUCGGUGGUUCCGUCAACCUCAUGAAUUUCUACAAGUCAGAAGUUAAUAAGGAGGACAUGUACAUCCGUUACAUCCAUAAGCUGUGUGACUUGCAUCUACAAGCAGAGGACUUUACAGAGGCAGCGUUCACCCUGCUGUUGUACUGGGAGCUGCUGCAGUGGGAGGACCGACCCCUAAGGGAUUUCCUCCAUUAUCCCUGUCAGAGUGAGUGGCAACGCAAGGAGAACCUGAGUCGUAAAAUCCUCCACUACUUCAACAAGGGGAAGUGCUGGGAAUAUGGAAUCUCCCUGUGCCGGGAGCUGGCGUUCCAGUAUGAGACGUUAUAUGAUUAUCAGAGCCUCAGCUGGAUACGGAAAAUGGAGGCAGCGUAUUACGACAACAUCAUUGAACAGCAGAGGAUUGAGCCAGAGUUUUUCCGAAUGGGCUUCUAUGGCAGGAAGUUUCCUUUCUUCCUCAGGAAUAAGGAGUUUGUCUGUCGUGGUUAUGACUAUGAACGGCUCGAGGACUUCCAGCAAAGGAUGCUGGGAGAAUUCCCACAGGCCAUUGCCAUGCAGCAUCCCAACCAACCUGAUGACACCAUCCUGCAGAGUGAUGCCCAGUAUUUGCAGAUCUAUGCGGUGACUCCGGUGUCAGACAUUUCUGAUGCGCCUCAGCUGGAGCGUGUGCCAGAGAGGAUCAAGAGCUUCUACCGCAUAAACAACGUCAGCCGUUUCCACUAUGACAGGCCUUUCCACAAGGGGCCCAAAGACCGGGAGAAUGAGUUCAGGAGUCUUUGGAUUGAGAGAACAACCCUGAUUCUCUCCCGUCCUCUGCCUGGGAUUUCCCGCUGGGCAGAGGUGGAAAGGAGAGAAGUGGUGGAGGUGAGCCCUCUGGAGAAUGCCAUUUAUGUGGUGGAGAAUAAGACGCAGGAACUGCGGACUCUUAUCAGCCAGUACCAACACAGACAGCAUCAUGGCAACAUCAACCCACUAAGCAUGUGCCUCAAUGGAGUCAUAGACGCUGCUGUGAAUGGAGGCAUUGCCAGAUAUCAGGAGGCCUUCUUUGAUAAAGACUACAUCAGCAGUCACCCUGAAGAUACUGAGAGGAUCACACAUCUGAAGGAUUUGAUGCAGGAACAGGUGCACAUUCUUGGAGUGGGGUUGGCUGUUCAUGAGAAGCUGGUGCAUCCAGAGAUGCGCCCCCUGCACAAAAAGCUUGUAGACCAGUUCCACAUGAUGAGGACAGGUUUACACCACUAUAUGGUUGGGUCUCAGCAGGGUGUGCCCAGUGUGGAUCGAUUUGGCCCCGCGGGCUGCUCGGGGGUCAACUCUUCUAGAGGCAUCCUCUCCUCUCACAGCCACAUGAGCCCCGAGAGCAUGCGCCUCAUACACAGACACAGCCCUCUGAACCUCCAGGGUUCCAUCCGUCACUCGUCCUCCUCCCUGUCGUCUCACACUUCCAGUGAGGCAGGAAACCUGGUCAUAAUGACUGACGGCCUGAUGGGGGAGCAUCCUGAGGAGGCUUUACACAUGCAGCCGAGCCCCUCUUCCUCCAGCCUGAGCUCAAUCCGCUCCAACUCUUCACAGAUUAUUAACUCUGCUCCCUCGAGUGCCAGAGGCUCACCGUCUUUGCCUGAUAAGGCCAAACACAACCGGGAAGUGAUGAUACUGCUGCCGUCUCACCGCGAGAGAGCCAACAACUCCAUGUACUACAACAUGGCAGAGAACGGACAGAACAACCACAUGCAGCGUGCCUUACUCCAGCAAGUUAGCCCCUGUAAGCCGUGUGUCGAUCCUCACAUGAAUCUGCCAGAGAAAGUUUUCCCCAAUGCUCCCAGCAGCUGGAGUCUGGACAGUGAGAACAGGGAGCAGGUGUCUUACAUGCCAGCUUCCACUGGAGGAGGAAUCAUGCCCCCGGUUCCACCCAGGUCCUUCCCACCAGGACACUUCCUGAUGCACUGUGAUGCAUUUCACCACCAGAACAGUGACCCUCCUCCUCCUGCGCUUCCUGUUCGUUCUCUGAGAAAGUCUCCUCUCCACCCGAUCCCUGGCUCCCCCACCAGUCCUCAGUCAGCUCUAGGGGGCAGUAACUCCACUCUGUCGGGCAGCGCCAGCAGCGGCGUUUCCUCCCUGAGUGAGAGUAACUAUGGUGGUCAGUAUCCAGAGCCUGGUCCCAUCAGAAACGAUGCCCUGGAGCCUCUACCCAGUCACCUGUGGUCUCCUCCUGACGAGUACCUGGCCUCUCCCUACCUGCACAUCCACUAUGGUGGAACUGAUAUUGAUGCCGUGGACCCGGUCCGCCCCUUCCAUUACCGCAGCCCCGCCUCGCACCCGCACACCCACCCACACCCGCAUGCUCAUGCCCACCCCGGGCUGGACAGUCACUCCCACGGGCCCCCGCCGCACCACCACGCUCCCACUCACGGCCCUCACCACAUCCCCUACCGCCGGCCUCAGCCUCCAGCCGUGCCGCCGAAACCCUACCUGAGAGAGGGCUGCAUCCCCGAGGAGGAGCUGGCACCUCAGCCCAUCCCACUGCCCCGCAGGAUCUUCCACUCCCCCCACGGCCACAGAGACGAGCAGGGGAAACACGCCUGGGAGCAGUGCAUCAGUGAGGAGCACGAGGAGGCACAGUGAUGAGGAGGCUGCACUCACACUUCAGUUAGAGCUUUUCUCUCCUCCUUGUCUUUUUCACUUCAUUUGCACCUGAGUUAAAGGAGCAGAGACAGAAAAGAGUCUCUUGUUAACUCUUCUUUUUUUUGUUUUUAAUUCCAGUGCAUAUGAAGGAAAGAAACACAGGAGUGAACCUUGGUGAGUGUUUGCUUUGAGGUGCGACUGCCCAUCACUGUAGCCUCUAAGAUGUUAUUAGAAGAGAACGAUCUGUCGAACACUGAGACAGGUUCACUUUGUUCAAAAAUUGAUUUUGUUUGUACACAACUGUACAACUUGUUUGUGAGCAUGUUUUUUGUUUUGUUUUUUUAAUUUGAGAAUAAUGCGACGACAGUUUUGUGAAACAUGACGACCGCGAUCAUUUUACCGACAUGAUCCCAGGUGCAGUACAAGCUCUGAACUCCCUCAAUUUUGCUUCUCAUGUCAUUUUCACAACACAAGGAAGCGACAGAAGGUUGUUAUUCACAGUGAAGUGACUUCUCUGCUUGAAACGCUUCAUAUAUACAAAUUCUUAUUUUGAUAAAUUUGCUACAUUAUAGUGUUUUCAAAGGCUUAAGUCCAUUAUGUUUUUCAAAACACUGUUAAGUGCUCCUUAAUAGUGAAUCAUAUCAAAUGGCGCACUGUAAUCCAUGUUGCUGCUGCUGCUGCUGUGGCAGGUCUCGACGGUCGGACUUGCAGAUCUCCUGGACCGGCAUCUCAAGGGAAAAUGAAACGUCAGCUGACCACAGACUUGACGAUUCCCCCUCCGUACCGUGCGUAUGGAAACCUACGUGAAUGUAUUCAGACGAGAUGCUCUGUUUGUAUUGCACAAGCUGCAAAUCUGUUUUUUUUUUUUGUUCAAGUGCUUUAAGUUGAAGUCUCUGUUGAAGACGUCUGUGUUUCUCUCUGUUUGUGUGACAAAGAUAUCUUGAGAAGGAAGAACGCAGAUUGCUGGACAGUGACAGGCAGAACUCUACGCCUGUCGUGUUUCAUGUUGAACAGACGAGGACUUUCCACUUCACACCUCACAACCACCUGCUGGACGCUGAACACAGUACCAUUCUCUCUCUCUCUCUCACUCUCUAUCUCCCCUCCUUUCAUUUUUUUCUUUUCACUAAAUAAUGGUGGUUGGACCAUGUUAAGCAGUGAGGGCAGAGCGUGGACAGCUGCACUGGAGUCUGAUGACACUGUCCUGACCUUCGGCUGCUGAGUGGCUGGUCGAGGUUGACCACUCAGAGUCGGAACUGCCUCCCGGCCUUAAGUGCACUCAAUGCAGUUUGACCCUCAUCCAGACUGUGAGAAGCUCAUUUACCAACAACCGUUCUCCGUUUCACUCUGUUCACUCUAUGCUUCCUGGAGGUGGGGGAGGGGGGAAGGGGGAAGAUAUCUACCUACAACAGUGAUGUUUUUGUAUGGUUUCAUCCCGCUCUUGGUUUCAGAUUGUUGUUUGGUUCAUAGCGCUAAUGUUUCCUAUUCUGCCUGCGGCUCUUUCUCAAUCACUUUCCGUUCGUGUGAAAACCGAUGAUGUGUUUUAGGAGAACACUGAAGCCCUGAUUCGGAGGAGAGGUUAUCUGGGUUUUUUUUUGCGGAGCAGAAGAACAGCACUGUUUACUGAGACAUAGUGGGGUGGAAGGAUAAAGCUAAUAUUUUAACAAAUACCUGUUUUUCCUGGUUGUUUUCUUCUUGUUUUUUUUUCCAGGUGGAUGCUUUGUGUUAUUGUACAUCAGGUUGUCAGCUGACUAGACAACAUCUAUUUUUGUAUGUGAGAUCAUCAGUCGUGUGAACAUAUUUCAGAAGCCGUACCCAGGUACCACAUAUAGGCUGCUGUCCUUUGUAUGGAGAUGAACCUGAAGUUAGAUAUAUAUAGAUAUAUAUAUACAGUAUGUGAGUAUCUCCUGAGAGCUCGAUGGCUUGGAGGAUAACUGGUGACUGAAGUGAUGCUCAAAAUAUACGUACAAUAGAAUUUUUCAAUGUAAAUUCUGUCAUUGUACAUACAGCAGUAUUGUGAAAUAUUUUUGAGAAUUAUUGCAGACACCCUCAAAAAAAUCAUUGUUUUGUGUAUAUACAUGUACUCCAGAGAUCAAUGUAAUUGAUAAAUAUCUAUAAUCAGUGUUUGAAAAAUGGACAAAUUCCAUUCGACUGUGGCCGUCUCCACCGUUCUUGACUUUGAGUCUUCUCAUAUAAAUACUUUAUACACUUUUCAAUGUGCUUUCCUGUACAUAUGGUGUUAGCAUGAUCAAACAGUGUUUGGUUGUAAAAGUGGUUUUCCUACUCCCAUAACUGCUGUGGUAUGGAAUUCAUUAACAAUGCCAAACAUUAAAGACAAUCUUUUAUCAGCUC
Messenger RNA from Solea senegalensis (Senegalese sole), 8717 nucleotides. RefSeq names its product dedicator of cytokinesis protein 3-like. Gene Ontology annotation, molecular function: small GTPase binding; guanyl-nucleotide exchange factor activity. Gene Ontology annotation, cellular component: plasma membrane; cytoplasm. The record is from RefSeq and is a predicted model, not a curated record. Gene Ontology annotation, biological process: small GTPase-mediated signal transduction. The transcript has 54 exons. Bases 102 to 6365 code for a protein of 2087 amino acids. Lineage: Eukaryota; Metazoa; Chordata; Actinopteri; Pleuronectiformes; Soleidae.